UCUGUGCUGCAGGUUUAAGGGAUCUCACCAUGAGCCGAGCCAGGACAUCGUCGCUGCUCCCCCCCCUUCAUCUGCUUUUCCUUUGGUCCAUCAUCUCAACGGAGCUUCCCUGUUCCGCCGCGGGAGGCUCAGCUCCGGCGCUCACGUCCAACAACACGCUCAGAAACCACUCCAAAUGCGGCGGGGAAAACGCCGGCUGCAUAGACGGCGUCAUCCUGCCGGUAUGGGAGCCGGAAAACCCGCCCUUCCCCGACCGCGUCGCCAGAGCCAUCAUAUACUUUGUGGGACUGGCGUACAUGUUCCUGGGCGUCUCCAUCAUUGCGGACCGCUUCAUGUCGUCCAUCGAGGUCAUCACUUCCCAGGAGAGACAGAUCACCAUCACAAAGCCCAACGGCGAGAAGAUCACCACGACGGUUCGCAUCUGGAACGAGACCGUGUCCAACCUGACGCUGAUGGCGCUCGGCUCCUCCGCGCCCGAGAUCCUGCUGUCCGUCGUGGAGGUUUGCGGCCACGGCUUCGAAGCCGGCGAGCUCGGCCCAAACACCAUCGUGGGAAGCGCUGCCUUCAACAUGUUUGUCAUCAUCGGGCUCUGCGUGUCGGUCAUUCCCGACGGCGAGACGAGGAAGGUGAAGCACCUGCGGGUGUUCUUCGUCACCGCCACGUGGAGCGUGUUUGCGUACACGUGGCUCUACCUGAUCCUCGCCGUUAUUUCCCCCGGCAUUGUCGAGAUAUGGGAGGGCCUGCUCACGCUCUUCUUCUUCCCCAUUUGUGUCGGGUUAGCUUACGUGGCCGAUCGCAGACUCCUCUUCUACAAGUACAUGUACAAGCGCUACAGAGCGGGGAAGCAGAAAGGGAUGAUCAUUGAAACGGAGGGAGAGCCGGAGAUUCCCUCGAAAGUCAACGUCGAAAUGGACGGGAGAACGCUCAACGCCCGCGACGUCGAGGAGCCGGACGACGACGAGGCUCGCCGAGAAGUCGCCCGACUCCUGAAGGAACUGAAACAGAAACAUCCCGAGAAAGACAUGGAGCAGUUGAUGGAGCUUGCCAACUACCAAGUUUUAAACCAGCAACAGAAAAGUCGGGCUUUCUACCGCUGUCAGGCGACCAGGAUCAUGACGGGAGCGGGGAAUGUUUUGAAGAAGCACGCCGCCGACGAAGCCAAGAAAGCCGCGCUGCACGAGAUCUGCGCCGAGGUUUCGGUCAACGACUUCUCCUCCAAGGUGUUCUUUGACCCCGGUAGCUACCAGUGUCUGGAGAACUGCGGCAGCGUGGCGCUGAACGUGGUGCGCCGGGGCGGAGACCUGACGAGCUCGGUCUCGGUGGAUUACCAGACUGAAGACGGCACCGCAAACGCCGGAUCGGAUUACCGCCUUACCAAAGGAACGAUUGUCUUCAAGCCGGGCGAGACGGAAAAGGAAAUCCGCAUCGACAUCAUCGACGAUGACAUCUUUGAGGAGGACGAGCAUUUCCUGGUUCACCUCAGCAACGUGCGCGUCGUGUCGGCGGGCGCCGGCUCUGGCGAGCGAGAGGCUAACCACGUGGACACCCUGGCGGGUCUAGGACUGCCGUGCACGGCCACCGUCACCGUCUUCGACGACGACCACGCGGGGAUCUUUACCUUCGAGGAGCCGGUGGUGACGGUGAGCGAGAGCGUCGGCGUGAUGGAGGUGAAAGUAAUCCGGACAGCAGGAGCUCGGGGCGUCGUGGCGGUGCCGUACAAAACCACAGAGGGGACGGCGAAAGGAGGCGGAGAGGACUUCGAGGACACAUAUGGAGUCCUGGAGUUUGACAACGAUGACAUCUCGUAAACUAUCACAAUAAAA
Messenger RNA from Etheostoma spectabile (orangethroat darter), 1823 nucleotides. Its product is annotated as sodium/calcium exchanger 1. The transcript is spliced from 2 exons. The record is from RefSeq and is a predicted model, not a curated record. Gene Ontology annotation, molecular function: calcium:sodium antiporter activity. Gene Ontology annotation, biological process: sodium ion transmembrane transport; cell communication; calcium ion import across plasma membrane. Gene Ontology annotation, cellular component: axon; postsynapse; sarcolemma. Bases 30 to 1808 code for a protein of 592 amino acids. Lineage: Eukaryota; Metazoa; Chordata; Actinopteri; Perciformes; Percidae.